Messenger RNA from Nerophis lumbriciformis (worm pipefish), 16878 nucleotides. The record is from RefSeq and is a predicted model, not a curated record. NCBI's taxonomy places the organism in Eukaryota, Metazoa, Chordata, Actinopteri, Syngnathiformes, Syngnathidae.
AUGAGAACCAUGCUCGGGUGGUUCUUCUUUGCCUUUUCAGUGGCGCUCUCAUUCGGGCAGGACGCGGACACAAAAACCGCAGAAGAGGACAUCCCGGAGGGGGCAGCCACGCUCGCAUUCGUGUUUGACGUGACCGGCUCCAUGUACGACGACCUGGUCCAAGUUAUUGAGGGGGCGUCCAAGAUUCUGGAGACAUCCUUGAGUAGACCGAAUCGACCGCUCUACAACUUUGCUCUGGUCCCCUUUCAUGACCCAGAAAUCGGACCCGUAACAAUCACAACAGACCCAACGAAAUUCCAGUAUGAGCUGAGGGAGCUGUAUGUUCAGGGUGGUGGUGACUGCCCAGAGAUGAGCAUCGGUGCUAUUAAAAUUGCCCUAGAGAUUUCACAGCCUGGAUCCUUUAUUUAUGUCUUUACGGACGCCCGGUCCAAAGAUUACAAGCUCACCUAUGAUGUCCUUCAACUUAUUCAGCAGAAACAAUCCCAGGUUGUGUUUGUUUUGACAGGAGACUGUGACGACAGGACUCACAUUGGCUACAAGGCUUACGAGGAGAUCGCUUCCACCAGUUCUGGCCAGGUUUUCCAUCUAGACAAGAAACAGGUCAAUGAGGUCCUGAAAUGGGUGGAGGAGGCUGUACAGUCCUCUAAAGUCCACCUGUUGUCGACUGACCACUUCACUGGGGUCAGCAACACCUGGCAGAUCCCCUUUGACCCCAGUCUUAAGGAAGUCACGGUUUCCCUCAGUGGUCCCACACCAGACAUUCAGAUAAUAAACCCCCAGGGGAGGAUCAUGGGGAAGAGUGAUGGUCUGACUGAAUUAUUGCACAUUCCCAACUCUGCCAAAGUUAUCAACAUCAAGGACCCACAGACCGGGUUGUGGUCUAUUAAGACUUCCAGCAAUGGGAGGCACUCCGUCCGGAUCUCAGGUCUUAGCAGUAUAGACUUCCGAGCUGGGUUCUCCCAAAAGCGAACAAUGGAUUUCAAAAAAACGAUUAGUCGACCAGUUCAAGGUAUUCCUACGUACAUCCUACUGAACACGACUGGAAUUUCACCACCGGGCCGCCCUGACAGGCUUGAGCUCUUAGCAAUCACAGGCAAAGUUAUUAAAACUCUGCCAAUCCGCUAUUACCCUGAACGUCAACCUUACAGUCUCUGGAACGUCACCGAUUUUAUUCCACCAAAUGAAGCAUUCUUUCUGAGGCUGACAGGUUAUGACAGUAAUGGUUUUGUUUUCCAGAGAGUCUCUAGUGUGUCCUUCUCUAGCAUUGUACCAGAUGCCCCAAAGGUGCUGAUGCCAGCAACUACCCAUGGUUAUUAUCUUCAGAAAGGCGCUGUUAGAUGUCAAGUGGAAAGCCUGAUUCCCUUCACUUUACGUUUUAGCAGGGAUGGGCGACGACUUGGGGUGGAUCAGCUAUUCAGGGAGUCUGACAAGGCAUUAUGGGAGAUAGAAGAGGUAACUUUAAAAGAUGAAGGUUUCUACGAGUGUAUUGCUGUCAACAGCGCGGGGACAGGACGAGCUCGCACCUUUCUGGAUGUAUCAGAGCCACCUCCUGCUAUCACAGUUGAAGCCAAUGUAACAGUUUCACCCGGAUCCCAAGCUGUCCUCACCUGCCACGUUGUCAGCACAGUAAACUUCAACCUGACUUGGCUGAGAGAGGGCCUUGAUGCCCGUCUGGAUCCUCGGGUACAUGUCCUGACCAACCUUUCGCUUCACUUAUCUGCUGUAACGCCAGCUCACUCAGGCUGGUAUGAGUGUGUUGCUGUAAAUGAAGGAGGGAUGACAGCUGAGCGCGUCAACCUGAUUGUACAAGAGGUGCCUAGAGUCUCAGUGGACCCUAAGAAUCAGACAUUCACAAGAGGAGGACAAGUGAAAAUCAGAUGUUCAGCCAGCGGCUACCCUGAGCCCCUUGUGGCCUGGACACACAAUGACUUAUUUAUCAUGACAUCAAGCAGACAUAGAAUAACAGUUGAUGGCACGUUAUCAAUAAGAAACAUGGAGAAGAUGGAUGAAGGUGUUUAUGGCUGCUUGGGCAGCAACCAAGCGGGAACCGACUCCAAAGUUUCCAUCCUCGUUUACAUUGAAUCUCCUGUGGUGAAAGUGGCUGUUGAUGACAUCCUCACUGGUGUUGGAGAAACCACUGUGAUGGCCUGUUCCACAUCAGGAAUCCCUCAGCCAGAGAUUUGGUGGUACAAAGGUAAUGUAAAAUUGCAGUCAACAUUUUCAGUGGACAUAGAUGUGCUGGCAGGUACAAUAACCAUCAAGAAUACCCAGGAAGUUGAUGCUGGAGACUACACUUGUUUGGCUUCAAACAGUGCCGGCACCUCAUCAGGAAAGGUUGCUCUUGAUGUUGGAGAUGCACCAAAGUUCACGCAAGUACCAUUAGACAUAGCAGUGGAUAUCGGGUCUAAUGUGACUCUAACAUGCCAAGCCCACGGUUAUCCAGAGCCACAGGUCACUUGGAGGAGACAAGAUGGCUUGCCCCUUUUCAAUAAACACCACAUAUAUAGCACUAUUAGUCAAGACGAGGGAGGUCUUCAUAUCAGGAACGUGUGGGUUGAUGAUGAGACAGAAUAUAUCUGUGAAGCUUCCAACCAUUUUGGCAAGAUCCAAACCCAAGCAAGCAUCACUGUUACGGGACUCGCGCCACCUGUUAUUGCAAUAAGUCCAGCAGUAAUAGGGGUGAUCGAGGACCAGCAGGUGACUUUACCCUGUGUGCUGUUGUCUGGCAAUCCACUUCCUGAGAGACAGUGGCUGCACAACUAUGGCCUUGUGUCCUCGGAUGAGUAUGUUACUGUACGAAGGGAUGGCAGUCUACACAUUGAGCGAGUUCGACUCGAUGAUGCUGGUGAUUACACCUGCUUGGCUGAGAGCGUUGUUGGAGCCACCAAUCACACUACCACCGUCAAUGUCUUUGUGACUCCAUCCAUUCAGCAUGGCCCUCAAGUGUUCAGCACUAUUGAGGGGACACCUGUAUCUCUGCCCUGCCGUGCUAGUGGGAUACCUGCACCUGAGAUCACCUGGUCUAAGGGUGGGAAGCUUGUGUACUUGGGUGGUCCAGCCUUCUCCCUGGACUCUGACGGCAGCCUGCUCAUUGCCUCACCCUCUGGAAAUGAGACAGGAGAGUUCCUCUGCACAGCUGCCAAUGCUGCUGGUCACGUCUCAAGAAAAGUUCAACUCACUGUCUAUGUUCGCCCUAGGUCUAUUGCUGGCACUGCCAGUGGCUCUUCUGACCCAACAAGAAUGUCAGUGAUAGAAGGAAAAGAUGCAGUUUUACCAUGUGAAGUCCACAGUGUCCCCCCACCGUCUAUUAGCUGGACCAGGGAGAGACGGCUCAUCUCUCCUUACUCUCUGAGGCACGAUCAGCUCCCUUCAGGCUCACUGAAGAUCUUAGAGAGCAAAAUUUCAGACAGUGGGCUCUAUGUAUGCAUUGCCUCCAACAUCGCUGGAAACCUAACUCAGUCCAUUGAAUUGAGUGUUUUGGUGCCCCCUAGUAUCCAGGCUGGUCCGAAGGUCAUAAAAGUCCAGAUGGGUUAUCCUGUGGAGCUUCUGUGUGUAGUCCAAGGGGUACCGAAACCCACCCUUUCCUGGACAAAGGAUGGCAAGAAGUAUCCUAUGUCACCUGCUGGCAGUCUCAUUUUGGGCCCAGUGGGGCUGGAUGAUGAAGGAACUUACACUUGUACGGCAGUCAACAUUGCAGGCAGUGAUGAAGCUCAAGUUCAACUACUAAUACAUGUUCCCCCAGUGGUUGAAGUUUUGGAACCCCCAUUCAAUAGUCCCUUACAAGAGAGAAUUGCAAAACAACGUAUUGCCUUCCCUUGUCCUGCAAAAGGUCUUCCCAAGCCUGUGAUUCGAUGGUUGCGUAAUGGCCAAGAGCUGACUGGUAAUGAGCCCGGUGUGUCUAUCUUGGAAGAUGGCACACUUUUAAUUCUGGCAUCUUUGUCACCGCUGGAUGACGGGGAGUAUGUCUGCACUGCUGCUAACGAUGCUGGGUCUACAGAGAAGAAGUACCAGCUCAAAGUCAAUGUGCCACCAACAUUCACUGAAAGUGACUCAUCACUAAACGUGUCUGUGGUUGAGAGGCAUCCCACCACUUUGAUCUGUGAUGUAACAGGAAGUCCGACCCCAGUUAUCACCUGGUACAAAGAUAACAUUUUUGUAAAGGCUAGUAAAAAUAUUCAGAUUCUUGAUAAGGGAAAAUCCUUAAAACUACUGAAGGCAACCUCAGCAGAUGCGGGCAGCUUCACCUGUAAAGCCAUCAAUAUUGCUGGCAGCACUGAAAAAGACUUCUUUGUGGAUGUACUGAUUCCACCAACAAUUGCAGGGUCGGAUUUUCCAGAAGAUAUGACUGGAAUUCUUAAACAGGAGAUCACGUUGCAGUGCAAGGUGAAAAAAGGAGUGCCAUUUCCCACCAUCCAGUGGUACAAGGACCGAAAGGUGGUAUUUCUAGGGGAUCCAAACUUGGAGGUCAGUGAUAAUGGUCAAGUUUUAAGAAUAAAGAGUGCCCGUCUAGGAGACCAGGCAAGGUAUCAAUGUAGUGUCAUGAAUACAGCUGGCAAACAGUCCAAGGACUUCAAUCUCAAUGUGUAUGUCCCCCCAUCCAUUAGAGGUGGUAACCAAACAACAGAAGUUACCGCCCUGUUGGAUACAACAGUCACACUUGAGUGUGAGGCACGUGGAGUCCCACACCCCACCAUCACUUGGUACCGGAAAGGAGAGGCUAUCCUGUCUAGCCGUCAAUCUCAGUAUGUAGAGCAAGGUCGUUACCUGAAGAUCUCUCGGGUGCAGGCAUCUGAUGGUGGACAGUAUACCUGCAAGGUGACCAGUGUGGCCGGGACCGAUGAAAAGCGCUUUGAACUUGACGUCUACUUACCUCCUUCCAUAGAAGGGGAACAAAGCGGGGUAUCUGAAAGAAAAGUGGUUCUCAGUAAGGCUCUCAUCUUGGAAUGUGAGGCUGGUGGCUACCCUCCCCCUUCUCUUACCUGGCUGAAGGACGGCGUACCAGUGCAAGAUGGAGACACUCUCCGGGUGCUUGACCAUGGGAGGAAAAUACAAAUCCUGUCAGCUAAGGUGUUGGACUCAGGACGCUACGUUUGCGUGGCAACAAGCAUCGCUGGGGAGACAGAGGUCAAGUACGACGUCAGGGUUUUGGUGCCACCUUUAAUUGAUGGAGGAGAUGGAGUCACUGACAGGAUUGUGAUAAUUAACAGCCCUCUUGAGCUUGAUUGCCAUGCCACUGGAACUCCGGCUCCUGCAGUAACGUGGUUUAAAGAUGGGCAAUUACUCAGACAUGGUGAGGGGCUAAGACUUGCUGUCAGCGGGUGGCGACUGAUAAUCCCCCGGGCUCAGGUCUCUGACACAGGUCGCUUUCAAUGUGUAGCCACCAAUGAAGGAGGAGACGAUGAGAAGGACUUCAAUGUGAUUGUACAGGUUCCUCCAUCAGUUCGAUCAACUGGAAGUGCUGAACGUGCAGUGGUUUUGCACAAAUCCAUUAGCCUGGAGUGCAUGCCCAGUGGCAUACCAGCGCCCACCAUUACCUGGCUGAAAGAUGGUCGACCUGUUGAUACAUCACAGAUGCACUUUAAGCUGGAUUCAGCGGGUAGAGUGCUAAAGGUCACGCGGGCAAGACAAGAGGAUUCUGGGAAAUACACUUGUCUGGCCACAAAUGCUGCUGGUGAAGCACAAAAAAGCAUGCGGCUCAGCGUCCAUGUGCCGCCCACAAUUUCCACUUCUGAAGACAUCAUCAACCAGACCAUCCUGUCAGGUUUCUCCACUGAGCUUAAAUGCACAGUCACAGGAAGUCCAUUACCUGCAAUAACAUGGUACAAAGACGGCCGACCUCUGACAAGUGCUGCUGGUGUGACCAUGCUGAAACGUGGCCAGGUGUUGGAGAUUGAAAGAGCUCAACUAUCUGAUGCAGGGAUAUACAGAUGCGCAGCAGUCAACUUGGCUGGAGUUGCUGAGAUAUCCCACAGCUUGCAGGUGUUUGUGCCUCCGGUCAUUUCGAGUCGAGGUGGGACAGUAACAGUAAUAGUGAAUGAGGCCGGCAGACUGAAAUGUGAAGCUACUGGGGUUCCCUCACCUAGUCUUACUUGGCUCAAAGAUGGUAGCCCUGUCACAAGCGUAUCCCAUGGCAUACAGGUACUGUCUAGUGGAAGGGUGCUAGCUCUGAGCAGUGCACAGGUGAGUGACACAGGCAGGUAUACCUGUGUUGCUGUCAACGCUGGAGGAGAGCAACAGCGAGAUUAUGAUCUGAGGGUGCAUGUGCCGCCUAACAUCAAGGGUGAAGAAAUGAACGCCACCGUGAUGCUCGGUAGUCCCGUGGAGCUCCACUGUCUAAGUGAUGCCAUUCCCCCUCCAACCCUGUUGUGGCGCAAAGAUGGACGCCCGCUGUUCAGGAAACCUGGUUUGACGCUCUCAGCAGAUGGGAGUUUGCUUAAGGUUGACAGUGCUCAGAUGCAGGAUUCUGGAAGGUAUACUUGUGAGGCUACUAACAUUGCUGGCAAGACAGAAAAGAACUAUAAUGUAAACGUGUGGGUUUCUCCGAAUAUUCGAGGCUCAGAAGAGGUGUCUCCACUCACAGUAAUUGAAGGAAGUCUCAUCACGCUGGUGUGUGAAUCCAGUGGAAUACCUCCUCCCAGUUUGAGUUGGAGAAAAGAUGGUGCAGAGCUUCAGUCUGACCAGCGGGUCAGGGUUUUGUCAGGAGGACGUCAGCUGCAGAUUUCCAAUGCUGAGAGUGCAGAUUCAGCUUCCUAUGUCUGUACAGCUUCCAGUGCUGCUGGCAGCACCUCCAAGGAGUACAGCUUGCAGGUUUAUGUCCGCCCUUCCAUCAGACACAGCGAGGGUGACAAAGAUGCUGUCGUUGUGACAAAAGGAGGCGAUGUGACAUUGCAAUGCGCUGCAGAUGGCGUGCCACGGCCAGCAGUCACCUGGCUGAAAGAUGGGCGGCCCAUCACAGCCAUUCAUGGUGCCAAGCUUCUGAAUGAAGGAGGGCUGCUGCAGAUUAAAAAUGCUAAAAUUUCAGACACCGGACGUUACACCUGUAUUGCUGUUAAUGUAGCAGGGCAAGCAGAAAAGAAGCAUGACAUCAGCGUGCACGUCCCUCCUACUAUCACUGCGGAUGUGCAAUUCCCUGAAAAUGUCAGUGUUGUCCUGAAGAACCCUGUGGCUUUGAGCUGUGAGGCUUCUGGAAUUCCUCUUCCUGCCAUCACCUGGCUGAAGGAUGGGCAGCCAAUCAGAGGAACCAGUUCUGUUCGCAUUCUUUCAGGCGGACGGAAUCUGCGUCUGUUGCAUGCAGCGGUUGAGGAUGCUGGGAGGUACACCUGCAUCGCCUCGAACAGUGCCGGAGAGGAAAAGAAAAAUUUUCACCUCGACGUUCUUGUUCCACCAAGCAUUGAAGAGGAAGGAAGCGUGACAGACACAAAAGUCAAGGAGAAACACAACAUUACUCUGACCUGUGAGGCCUCAGGAAACCCAGUUCCAGAAAUUUCCUGGCUAAAGGAUGGGAAAGAUAUCAUGCCUGACAGGCACCACCAAAUCUUGUACCAUGGCCGUUAUCUCCAAAUUUCUAGUGUGCAAGUAGCUGAUACUGGCAGAUACAGCUGCCUUGCAUCGAACAAUGCAGGAGAUCGCAGCCGCCAUUUCAACCUCAAUGUCCUGGUCACUCCCACCAUUGCUGGGUCAGGACCGGACGGUUCAGCAGAAGAGGUGACAGUAACGCUAAGUAGCCCCACCUCACUAGUGUGUGAAGUUCAGUCGUACCCUCCUGCACUGGUUACCUGGCUCAAAGAUGGAAAAACGUUCGAAUCCAGCCACAAUGCCAGAGUUCUUCCAGGUGGCCGAACCCUGCAGAUUCUUAAUGCAAAAGAAGAGGAUGCUGGUCGUUACACAUGUGUUGCCACUAACGAAGCCGGAGAGACACUCAAGAACUUUGACGUCAAAGUAUAUGUUCCCCCACAGAUCGAUAAAAAUGAUAUCCCAGGUGAAGGGCUUUCUCCAAAAGAAGUCAAGAUCAGGGUCAACAGCACACUUACCCUGGAAUGUGCAGCUCAGGCCUUUCCUUCCCCAGCAUUGCAGUGGUAUAUGGAUGGAAAGAUUCUGCGGGCAGACGAGCACGUGUCCAUCACAGCUAAUGGUCGAAUUGUUCAGAUCAGACAUGCUCAGGUGUCCGACACUGGCCGUUACACUUGCAUAGCCACUAAUGUAGCUGGAGAGGACGAGAAGGACUUUGAUGUAAAUAUACAAGUUCCUCCUAGUUUCAACAGACCCACUGGAAUUGGCGAUGCACUGUCUCCGUCAGGCUUCGGAGUGGAUGCUCGUGAUGUGAUACUCAAUAAUCCGAUCUCUUUAUAUUGUGAGACCAAUGCUGUACCUCCUCCCACACUCACGUGGUACAAAGAUGGCCAACCCCUGACCUCCAAUGACAACAUUUUGAUCAUGCCAGGUGGAAGAGUGUUACAAAUCCCCAGGACUCAAGCGGACGACUCGGGCAGAUACACAUGCGUGGCUGUCAACGAAGCAGGAGAAGACUCUAUUCAGUAUGAUGUUAGGGUAUUAUUUCCCCCCACAAUACGUGGAAAACAAAAUGACUUACCCGAUGAGGUGACAGUUUUGGCCAAUAAAACAACUUUGCUGGAGUGCCGGGUGGAUGGAAAUCCUGCACCCAAGAUCACCUGGUUUAAGGACAGUGAGGCAGUAAGCCCUGAUGGAAGUCAUAUGAUUCUGGCCAAUGGCAGAACACUUCAGGUGUUGACGGCUCAAGUGGCUGACACAGGACGUUAUGUGUGUGUGGCUGACAAUGUUGCAGGAAGUGUUGAAAAAUCUUUUAAUCUUAAUGUGCACGUUCCUCCUACUAUUUUAGGCCUAAGCCAUGAGAAUGUGACUGUGGUAGUCAACAACUUUGUUUCCAUGUCAUGUGAAGCCACUGGUUUUCCACCUCCCACCUUGAGUUGGUUAAAUGACAGGGGUCCAAUUCAGGCCAACACCAAUGCACUCAUCAUGCCAGGUGGUCGUACUUUACAAAUCCUAAAAGCCAAAGUAUCAGAUGGCGGAAAGUACAUUUGUGUAGCCAUGAAUGCAGCCGGGGAGACUUCAAAGAACAUAUACCUUACAGUUUUUGUUCCCCCCAGUAUCCGGGGCAACAAUGGGGAUUCUCCGGUGGUUGUGAAUGUGCUUGCUGGUGAAUCAGUGACCCUGGAGUGUGAAUCCAAUGCAGUACCUCCUCCUACCAUCACCUGGUACAAGAAUGGAAGGAUGGUGACAGAGUCUGGCAACUUGCGCACACCGGCUGGGGGACAGACACUAGAAAUCAGAACAUCAGAGGUGUCUGAUACCGGACAGUAUGUGUGCAAAGCCACUAAUGUUGCUGGUCAGGUGGAAAAAAACUUCCAUUUAAAUAUUUAUGUUCAUCCUGGUUUCGAAGGUCCGGCUGAUGAAAAGAUUGUGGAAACCAUCAGUAACCCAGUUACCUUUGCCUGUGAUGCCACAGGGAUCCCUCCUCCCAGCCUAAGGUGGCUAAAGAAUGGACAGCCAAUAGAGAGCUCAGGUUCUUUGGAAAUGCACAUCUUCUCUGGUGGCAGCAAGCUUCAGAUUGCACGAUCACAGAUGUCAGACAGUGGCACUUACACUUGUUUGGCCUCUAACCUGUUAGGCAAGGCGCAGAAAAACUACCACCUCACCAUACAAGUUCCCCCUAGUAUCUCUGGAUCAGAGCUGCCCAGUGAAAUAGGAGUACUACUAAAUGAAAGCAUACAACUGGAGUGUCAGGUCAAUGGAUUGCCGACACCGUCCAUUCAAUGGUUAAAAGAUGGAGAAGUCAUCAACAAUGCAGGGAAUAAGGACCUCAGAAUUAGUCCAGAUGGCAGCAUUCUCACUGUGACCGCUGCCAACACCACUGACAGUGGCAAGUACACUUGUGUAGCCUCCAACAGAGCAGGGGAAGAAGACAGGAUAUUCAAUUUGAACAUAUAUGUGCCUCCUGUGAUCGAAGGCAACACUCUGAAAGCUAAAGAGUUGACCACAGUCCAAGACAGCUCAGUCAACAUAGAGUGUGUUGCAAAAGGAUCUCCUCCACCACAGCUUAACUGGCUCAGAAAUGGCCUCCCCCUUCCAGUGUCUUCACACUUACGUCUUCUCUCCGCAGGUCAGGUGCUCAGAAUUACACGCAUCCAAGUGUCAGAUGGAGGUAGCUACACCUGUGUUGCAUCUAAUAGAGCAGGAGUUGACAACAGAAAUUACAACCUCCAUGUGCUGGUCCCUCCAGCUUUGGAUGGAGCAGGAAGCACUGAGGAGAUGAUUGUAGUUAGAGGAAGCCUGGCAUCUCUGCUGUGUGUAGCAGAUGGAACCCCGGCCCCGUCUGUCGCCUGGCUCAAAGACGGGGUGCAUCUUUCAUCAGAAACCAACCUGAGACUACUGAACCAAAAUACUACUAUGCAGAUUGUCCAGGCUCAAGCGAGCGACACAGGACACUACACAUGCAUCGCGAGCAACACAGCAGGUCAAGCAAGCCGUCACAUUAACUUGAAAGUGCUUGAACCUCCACAAAUCAAAGCAUCUGGUGUACCAGCAGAAGUGUCUGUGAUAGUUAAUAAUGUACUGGAGCUUCAGUGUGAGGCCUCGGGUAUCCCUCCACCCACUUUAACGUGGCUGAAGGAUGGACGCCCACUCCCACAGACAGACAGCCUGCGACUCCUUCAAGAAGGACAUGUGCUUCGUGUAGCCUCAGCACAGUUGGAGGACACUGGCAGAUACAGCUGCCUAGCCAACAGUCCAGCAGGUGAUGAUGACAAAGAGUUUGUGGUGAGAGUGCAUGUUCCUCCGAACAUUGCGGGCGAGACCACACCUCAGGAUGUGUCAGUGUUGCAAAACAGACAGGUGACUCUGGAAUGCAAAUCCGAUGCGGUUCCACCUCCAACUUUGAGCUGGCUCAAAGAUGGUCAACCAUUGCAAGUGUCUGCACGUGUGCGUCUUCUCUCAGCGGGCCGUUACCUACAGAUCAACAUGGCUGGCCUCAAUGACAAAGCUCAGUAUACUUGUGUGGCCAGCAACAUCGUUGGGGAGACCACACGGGAUUUUAAUCUGAUUGUCAAUGCGGCCCCAAAAAUUCAAGAUGGCCCACAGACAGUGUCUGUUCAUCUCAAUAAGACAGCUGUACUUGAGUGUAUUGUUAGCGGUGUACCAGCACCUCGGGUCACAUGGAGGAAAAAUGGAGCUAUGCUGGCUGGAAAUAACCCAAGGUACACGUUUAUUGAGGAUGGCUCAUUACAGAUCCACCCUGCGCAGGUGACUGACACAGGCCGCUACCUGUGUAUGGCAACAAACCAAGCUGGGACACAACUGAAGAGAAUGGACCUUGAAGUAUAUGUGCCCCCUUCUAUUCUUGAUGGACGCACCAAUGUGACGGUCACAGUUAAUGUUCAGACUACCCUUGCUUGUGAGGCCAGUGGCAUACCCAAUCCCUCUGUGAUCUGGAUGAAAAACGGCCAAGCAAUCAAUACUGACCAGAACCAGAAUAUGUACAGGUUACUUUCAUCAGGUUCUCUGGUCGUGAUAGCACCCACAGUGGAGGACACAGCUUUGUAUGUGUGUGUUGUCUCUAACGAGGCAGGAGAAGCUUCCAGAACCAUCAGUCUCACCGUCCAAGUUCCUCCAUCAAUCGCAGAUGAACCCACAGACCUGGUUGUCACCAGAUUGUCCCCAGUGGUCAUUGCAUGUACUGCAUCAGGUGUCCCAGAUCCCACAAUUCACUGGUCCAAAGACGGCAUUAAACUUGUCAAACAGGGACAAGGAUACCAGAUCUUGCAAACGGGUCAAGUAGGCAUAGACUCAGCUGAACUCAGUCAUGCAGGACGCUACUCAUGCACAGCUAAGAAUGCUGCAGGCUCCACUCAUCGCCAUGUGCAGCUGACAGUACAAGAGCUUCCUGUGAUCCAUUCCCACCCAUCCAACCUGGAGGUGAUUCUAAAUAACGCCAUUGUGCUGCCCUGUAAUGCCACAGGCUCACCAAGGCCAACAAUAACCUGGCAGAAGGAGGGCAUUAAUAUACAUACCACAGGUGGAAGUUUCACAGUGCUACCUAAUGGAAGUCUACAGAUAGCCAAGGCAUCUGUGGCCAACUCUGGAACCUAUAUUUGUGUAGCUCAAAACCCAGCGGGUACAGCCUUGGGAAAGACCAAACUCAGAGUACAGGUCCCUCCAGUCAUCAACUCAGAAACCCAAAAAUACUUGGCUCCUGUGGACUCAUCUGUGACGCUGCAGUGUCUGUCGGAUGGUGUCCCUAGCCCUUCGGUCACAUGGCUCAAAGACGGGCAACUCCUGAGCGAAUCUGUACGGCAGCGGGUACUCAGUUCAGGCUCCCUACAGGUCGCAUUCAUCCAGCCGAGUGAUACAGGAAGAUACACUUGCACUGCUGCCAAUGCUGCGGGAACCACGAGCCUCGAGAUGAGCCUGACGGUGCAGAUUCCCCCCUCUAUUCUUGACUUCGAACAGGAAGUAGUUGUGGUUGAGCGUAGUCAUGCCCAGCUGGUUUGUGUAGCGAUGGGUGUCCCUCAACCGACAAUUUCUUGGGAGAAGGACGGUGUUCUGUUAGGUGAAGAGAUUGGGGAGUAUACCACUUUGCCCUCUGGAGAGCUAGUUAUUGAUACUGCUCAGCCUGGUGAUGCAGGCAGGUAUACGUGUGUUGCCACCAACGAUGUGGGUCAUGAUAGUAAAACAGUGAUCCUGUCUGUUCAUACCCACCCUAUCUUCACUCAUUUGGUUGGAGAUAUCUCACUCAACAAGGGUGAACGCCUUCUGCUGGACUGUGGAGCCAAUGGUAUCCCCCUACCGAGGAUCACAUGGGCCUUCAACAACAAAAUAAUGCCAGUUCACUAUGAUCACAUGAACGGCCACAGUGAGUUGGUGAUCGAGAAAGUGAGUAAAGAGGAUUCUGGUACUUAUACCUGUGUGGCAGAAAACACUGUUGGAAGUAUCAAGUCUUUGGGCUUUGUUCAUGUCAAAGAGCCUCCAAUCAUUGACGGGGACCUUCACUCCAAUCGAAUUGAACCUCUGGGCGGCAAUGCUAUUCUGAACUGUGACGUUCGGGGAGAUCCACUUCCCAAGAUUCAGUGGAGCAAAAAUGGAAUGAACCUGCACAUUAACAACCGCAUCCGACAACUGGACAAUGGUUCUUUGGCCAUCUAUGGCACUGUGACUGAAGAUGCAGGCAACUACGUUUGUGUGGCAACGAAUGAUGCUGGUGUUGUGGAAAAAAGUGUUAUGCUUACUUUGCAGAGUGCACCCACCAUUAUAGUAGAACCUGUAACAACAGUGGUUGAUGCUGGCACUACAUUGGUGCUCAACUGCCAGGCGCAGGGUGAGCCUACCCCAAUAAUAGAAUGGUCCCGCCAAGGGCAUCUUCUUUUAGGCAACGACCACUUCUCCACUUUAUCGAAUGGGUCUCUCAGGAUAAAAAGUGCCCAGAAGGAGGACACAGCUGAAUAUAUAUGUGUGGCGAGAAACUCACUUGGCUCAGUACUGGUUCCAGUUGGUCUAACUGUUCGUGUUCAUGGAGUUUACUCCGAGUGGGCCGAGUGGGGUCCUUGCAGUUUAACAUGUGGGAUUGGUUCUCAGAAGAGACAGAGACAAUGUAGCAAUCCCGUUCCUGCCAAUGGAGGACGCCACUGUACUGGAUUAGACACAGAGACUCGCAAUUGUCAUGGGAAGCCUUGUCCAGUUGAUGGUAAGUGGUCAGAGUGGUCUUCGUGGGAGGAGUGCUCUCGUACAUGUGGUCAUGGUAACAGAACAAGGGUGCGGACCUGCAGUAACCCCACACCUCAGCAUGGUGGGAGGCCCUGUGAAGGAAGGACCGUGGAGGUCAUCAUGUGCAGUGUCCGACCUUGUCCAGUUGCAGGUGGCUGGGGGCCUUGGCUACCUUGGAGCCCAUGCAGUGAGACCUGUGGAAAGGGUAUGCAGUCAAGAAUCCGUCUGUGCAACAACCCCCCUCCGGCAUUUGAUGGGUCACCGUGUGAGGGCACAGACACACAAACGCAAGUGUGCAAGGAGUGGCCAUGUCCUGUGGAUGGGAAGUGGUCAUCAUGGAUGAGCUGGGGAGCCUGCAGUGUUUCCUGUGGGGGCGGUACCAGACAUAGAACACGUUUCUGUGCCAGCCCCGCACCGCAAUAUGGUGGCAGGACAUGUGAAGGCAACGACGUACACAGCGACUUUUGUAAUAGCGAACCCUGCCCUAUCAGUGGGAACUGGGGUCCAUGGAGCAGCUGGGGAAGUUGCAGCAAGACAUGUAAUGGAGGACAGAUGAGACGCCACAGGACAUGUGACAACCCCAGACCGGCCAAUGGUGGCAGAGCGUGUGCAGGCGCCGAUGCACAAACUCAGAGAUGCAACGCAGCCACGUGUCCUGUUAAUGGAAAUUGGGGAGCAUGGCAGUCUUGGGGAGAAUGUUCUGCUUCCUGUGGGGGUGGAGAAAGAACACGCGUUCGUCUCUGUAAUAACCCGCCGGCGAGCAACGGGGGGCGCCCGUGCCCAGGAGACUCCUCCCAGCUGUCAAGAUGUAACGUUGAGGCUUGUCCAGGUGGACCACAGAUGGCACGAGGAAGCAUCAUAGGGAAUAUUAACGAUCACGAGUUUGGUAUCGCCAUACUAAAUGCCACCAUCAUAGACACUAUGUCGGGUAGCAAGCUCAUCAAAGCAUCGAUUUCAAAUAUACCAAGAUCAUUAGGGCCUGCAAUGAGGAAGCUAAUUUCCAUUCUGAAUCCCAUCUACUGGACCACAGCACAAGAAGUAGGAGAGGCUGCAAAUGGCUACACAUUAACUGGGGCUAUCUUCAGGCGGGAAACACAGGUGGAAUUUGCUACAGGUGAGAUUCUAAGGAUGACUCACAUUGCCCGGGGCUUAGACUCAGAUGGAGCCUUGUUACUGGACAUAGUAGUAAACGGGCACAUCCUCCAGCUGCCUUCACAUGUCGACAUUACCAUCAAGGACUACACAGAGGACUACAUCCAGACAGGCCCAGGCCAGCUUUAUGCUCUGUCCACACGAAUGUUCAGCAUUGACAGGGAGAGCGUGCCCUACUCCUGGAACCACACCAUUUCCUAUGACGUGUCUAGAGGAAAGAUGCCCUAUUUAGUGCAGACGCUUCAUGCCACAGCAAUCAGUGCUCAGUAUCACGCCAUGGAAGAGGUGCUGGAAUACAGCAUCCAAGCUCGUAUUACCAAGGGUGAUCGCAGCAACCAGUGUCCUCAUGGGUUUACUUUGGUUUCUGCCGGGCCGUACUGUGCAGAUGAGAAUGAGUGUCAAGUGGGAAACCCCUGUUCUCAUGCAUGCCACAAUGCUAUGGGCACGUACUACUGCUCUUGUCCUCGUGGCCUCACUAUCUCAGCCGACGGCAGGACCUGUCAAGAUAUUGACGAGUGUUUGUUGGGUGCGAACGUGUGUCACGAUGGACUGGACUGUGAGAACACUAUUGGCUCCUACCGGUGCGUUAUGCGCUGUGGCCGCGGGUUCAGGAGAACAGCAGAUAGUCUCAGUUGCACAGAUAUAAAUGAGUGCCAAGAGUCCAAUCCUUGCAAUCAACACUGUCUUAAUACCAUUGGUAGUUAUCGCUGCACCUGUGAACCUGGAUUUCAACUCCGGAACAGACGCUGUGUUGAUAUAAAUGAGUGCAGACAGAGAGUUUGUCGAUCAGACCAGCAGUGUAAAAAUACCCGCGGUGGUUACAACUGCAUUGACCUAUGCCCCAGCGGUAUGACCAAGGGUCCCAAUGGGACAUGUGUGGAUAUUGACGAGUGCAGAGAUGGCACUCAUCAGUGCAGAUACAACCAGAUCUGUGAAAACACAAGAGGGAGUUACCACUGCACUUGUCCGCGUGGCUACCGAUCUCAGGGAGUGGGCAGGCCCUGUGUUGAUAUGAAUGAAUGCGAGCGGAUUCCGCAUCCCUGUGCCCAUCGGUGCGUCAACACUCCAGGCAGCUUUAGAUGCACCUGCCCACCGGGGCGCUACCUGCUGGGGGACGGCAAGUCUUGUGCCGGGCUUGAGCGUCUGCCAACUUUUGAGAGUUACUCAUAUGGCUUCCGAACAUCGCAGUCCCAGCCCGAACGCUACUCCUAUCGGCGCCUCAACCACAACUUGGCUUCACACAGCUAUCACUCCUACAAUGCGGACACUCGCGUGCUCAACAGGGGGCGUAAUCGCCGAGGAGUAACCAUCAGCUCGGCACAUCAGGACCUUGAAGCUUGUCAGGAUGGGUUUGUGCUCAAAAAUGGUCACUGCUUAGAUAUUAACGAGUGUGAGGUGAGGGAUUCCUGCCAGCAUGAGUGUUUAAACACACCUGGGAGCCACAGGUGUCUUUGCCCAGCUGGUUACCACCUCAUGACCAACGGCAAGACAUGUCAAGACAUUGACGAGUGUCUUGAGCAGAACAUCCAAUGUGGAGCCAACCGCAUGUGUUUCAACAUGAGAGGAAGUUACCAAUGCAUUGACACACCUUGCCCACCAAACUACCAGAGAGAGCCUUCUACAGGAUUCUGUCUGAAGAACUGUCCUCCAAACGACCUCGAAUGUGCUCUGAGCCCUUACGCUCUCGAGUACAAGCUCCUCUCCCUUCCCUUCGGCAUUGCGGCCAACCAAGACCUCAUCAGACUGGUGGCGUACACACAGGAUGGAGUGAUGCACCCUCGGACCACUUUCCUCGUUGUGGAUGAGGACGUCACGUUACCUUUCGCCAUUCGAGACGAGAACCUCAAAGGGGUGCUGUUUACUACUCGAGCGUUGCGAGAGCCUCACACUUACCGCAUGAAGGUGAGAGCCCUCUCCUACAGCGAAGACGGAGGCAUCGAAUACCAGACCACCUUCAUCGUCUACAUCGCAGUCUCAGCCUACCCUUACUGA